AGUAGAGACAAUUGGUCCUCUACCAUUAUAAACCCAUCAAAGCUCACACAUCCAUAAGAAAUCUUGUUUUGUAUGCAGUAAACUUGAAAAAACAACAUCCCCACUUUCUUUUUCUCUCUCUUCUUCUCUUUCAUAAAAUUUCUUGGGUGUUGGUUUUUUGUUUAUUUGAGCAACAAAACCGCCUUUCCGUUGCAUUCUAACUUCGCCUGUCGUUUUUACUUCUUUUUAUUCAUCCAAAGUUUCAACCUAAAACCAAACACACUACACAACACAACACAAUUUUCUCUCUCCUCUUUUCUCUCUGAGAGAGAGGUAUCUUCUUCCUCUUUAUAACAGAGACAAGUUAGCUACUUUUAUAACCUUCCUUCAUAUUUUGUUUUUGUUCAUAAUUUCUCACUUUUACCAUUUCAAAUUUUCUGUCUUUUUUUAUUUAUUUUGUAUUUCCUACAUUUCCUUCAGAAACAACACCCAUUUGAUUGUUUUAAUUUUACUCACUUGAAUCUGGAGUUUUCUGUUGAAUCUGUGUUCUUAAGCUUCAGAAAAUUUUAAAAAUUCGUCUAUUUUCCCAUCAAGGUAUCUUUUAUCUCACUAUGGAUAGAAAUGCAUGGGUUAACCAUUAUCAAUAUGGCUCUGUAUUACACCCUGUUGAAUUUGAUGCAUUUUCUGAUGUUAACAAUGAAGUCAACAAAGACAUUGUAUCUGUAGAUUCAGCUCUUCCAGAUGACCUAUUGGAGAGGAUUCUGGCGUAUCUCCCUAUCGCGAGCAUUUUUAGAGCGGGUUGUGUGAGUAAGAGAUGGCAUGAUAUAGUGACUUCAGAACGCUUUUUGUGGAACUUCUCUGUCCAUGUUGUAUCACAUAAGCCCUGGUAUUUCAUGUUUACCAGCACCGAUGAAUCUUUUGGGUAUUCAUAUGAUCCGACCCUUAAGAAGUGGUAUGGGAUUGACCUCCCUUACUUUGUUACCUCCAAUUGGUUCAUUGCUUCGUCUUUUGGCCUCGUUUGCUUCAUGAACAAUGAUAGUAGGAGCGAGCUUCAUGUGUACAACCCCAUCACUCAAUGCAGCAGGAGGCUCGUUGAACCUCCAGGUGUUAAAUUCUCUGAUUACAGCGCCCUUGCAAUAUCUGUGGACAAGGCAUCUCACAACUACAGUGUCUCUAUCGUGAAAUCGAAACAAGUACCAGACAACUUCUACGAAUGGGAUCUGUCAAUCCAUAUCUAUAACUCAGAAACGAUGAUAUGGGUCACGUCCCUCACUGAAGUUUUAAACGGGUGGAGAGCCGGUGAUGAGAGUGUGAUAUGUGAUGGUGUUCUCUACUUCUUGCUGUACUCUACAGGGGGUGGAAUGCCUGAUAAUCGUCAUGGCUUGAUUAAAUACAAUCUCGCAAGCCGAUCAUCCCAUGGUUUAUUAACAAGGAAUUUUAUCCCAGCUCCUUGCUCUUUAACAUGUGGUCGAUUGAUGAACCUCAAGGACAAGUUAGUAAUGGUUGGAGGCAUCGGAAAACAGGAUCGAUCCGACAUAAUCAAAGGAAUCGGAAUUUGGGUCUUAAAAGGUUCCGAAUGGCAAGAAGUUACUCGAAUGCCACAUAAGUACUUUCAAGGUUUCGGAGAGUUCGAUGAUGUUUUCGCUAGUAGCGGAACCGAGGAUCUGAUAUACAUCCAAAGCUAUGGAGCACCAGCCUUGCUUUUAUUUGAUAUGAACCAGAAGCAAUGGAGAUGGUCACAAAAAUGUCCUGUUACCAAGAGGUUCCCUCUUCAGCUUUUCACUGGCUUUUCUUUUGAACCUAGGCUUGAAGUUUCUCCUUAAAGAUGUGGGUGAAUAUUAGUUAUUACUUACAAUCUCAAAACCCUACCAAAAUUUGUCUUUUGGUUAUCAUAACAUCUAUCUUUCAGAACAGUGAAAAGAAAAACAUACCAGCUGGAAAAAUAGCUGCAUCUCCCAAAAAAAAAAAAAAAAUGAGAGCUUUUUUUUUUUGUACUUAAAUCUUUUCCAUUGACAACUGAACUGAAGUACAAGUUCUGAUCACCUUGGGAUUGAAAAUCCAAGACAUAUGUUUAAGUCAUUCUCAUUUUUGCCCUUUAUUUUUAAGAUAAGCAUUUAUUAAUUGUCUCUUUGUGUUUGUGCUAUGAACAACAAAUUGGUUGAUUUUACACAAGGAAACAGACAAAAAUGUCCUAUUAGUAUUUUCUGUUUUUUUUUCUUCUCUUUUUUUGAGUUUUAUAGUACUAUGAAAUGUAAUUAUAUGAACAAUAUUUAUAUCAUUAUGUUGUUGUCCUUGUAUCA
Beta vulgaris subsp. vulgaris (sugar beet) is the source of this 2279-nucleotide messenger RNA. RefSeq names its product F-box/kelch-repeat protein At3g61590. The record is from RefSeq and is a predicted model, not a curated record. Gene Ontology annotation, molecular function: protein binding. The transcript has 2 exons. The coding region runs from base 591 to 1802 and encodes 403 amino acids. Lineage: Eukaryota; Viridiplantae; Streptophyta; Magnoliopsida; Caryophyllales; Amaranthaceae.